UGUUGACUUUUAAAUGUUUACUGCCAUUAAAUAUGCGAGUGAGUCGCCUGUGGACGCGCCCCGAUUGCACGCGUUCUCGCGGCAGCGCGGGCACGGUGGCGCGCGCUCGCCACACGCUGGACAGGGUACUGCGAAGGGGUCGGUUUUUUUUUUUUUUUGGACAUUGAGAAGAGUAAAAGGCAGCAUAGGUACCCCAAGAUAAUGAACAACAAGUUCGACGCCCUCAAAGAUGAUGACAGUGGAGACCACGAUCAGAAUGAGGAAGCCAACACACAGAAAGAGUGUGAGAAGGAAAAAAGUGAAGAUGGAAAAAACCAGAAUGGUAAAAGAAAGACAGUUGUACCAGGGGCAGGUGAACACCCACUACAGUAUAAUUAUACAUUCUGGUACUCAAGGAGGACCCCUGGCCGGCCCACCAGCUCCCAGAGUUACGAACAGAAUAUCAAACAAAUCGGAACCUUUGCCUCUGUUGAACAGUUCUGGAGGUUCUACAGUCACAUGGUUCGACCUGGGGACUUGACAGGUCACAGCGAUUUCCAUCUCUUCAAGGAAGGGAUAAAGCCAAUGUGGGAGGAUGAUGCUAAUAAGAAUGGUGGGAAAUGGAUAAUCCGCCUAAGGAAGGGUCUAGCCUCACGAUGCUGGGAAAACCUGAUCCUAGCAAUGCUGGGAGAGCAGUUCAUGGUAGGAGAGGAGAUCUGUGGGGCAGUAGUCUCGGCACGCUUCCAGGAGGACAUAAUCUCUAUCUGGAACAAAACUGCCAGUGACCAAGCCACAACGGCUCGCAUAAGGGACACUCUGCGACGAGUCCUUAACUUGCCACCCAACACCAUUAUGGAAUACAAGACUCACACUGACAGCAUUAAGGCUUGGGAGGAGUUUCAUGGUCUUGUGAACACUGCUGGUGGCCGUUGACUAAAUGUCCUGUCCAAGAGACAAUCGAAGUUUGGUAUACAAAGCUUACAUUGUGAAGACUGCACCUUCUUUAUUUUUCUCCCAGGCCUGGAGCAAAGCAGAACUUUGAAUGGUUUAAACCUGUUGCCAUGUGUGCACCAGUCCUUUGAAAGGUCUCUGCAUAUUGGUGACCUCUGUAGGCAAUAAUUCCUGCUGAAGAUUCUUUUAAAAUAAUUAAAGGACUUGAGUAUAUCAUGAGAAAGAUUGGUUGAAAUCGUGACUUGAAAUUCCCAAGUAAAACUAAAUAUAAAAUGUUAAAAUAUUUGCAGACUCUUUAGUUUCUUUGUAAUGGUUCUUGAAAGAAACUGCUACUUUACAUGUUCUGAGGUAUUUUGUUUACAGUAACAUUGGAAAUGUAUAAAUAUUUUUCUGCUUGAUUAAAAAAAAAUUAAGAGAAGAUGAGACAAAAUGAAACGAGUGGCACAUAUUUUGUGCAGAAGCCAU
Erpetoichthys calabaricus (reedfish) is the source of this 1395-nucleotide messenger RNA. RefSeq names its product eukaryotic translation initiation factor 4E family member 2 (gene eif4e2). Bases 202 to 912 code for a protein of 236 amino acids. Gene Ontology annotation, molecular function: RNA 7-methylguanosine cap binding; translation initiation factor activity. Gene Ontology annotation, cellular component: cytoplasm; eukaryotic translation initiation factor 4F complex. The transcript has 8 exons. Lineage: Eukaryota; Metazoa; Chordata; Cladistia; Polypteriformes; Polypteridae. Gene Ontology annotation, biological process: translational initiation. The record is from RefSeq and is a predicted model, not a curated record.